UACCAGGGUCAAACCAAAUGAUAACAUUAUAGGGAUUUGUAAUUUCAUUGUUGAACAGCUCUAUAUAUUUUACUAGUAUUCAAAAAUAUCAUAGAAGAAACAAUACAUUUUUUAAAUAUACUUAACCCUUUCUGGACUGACGGGACUUUAAAGUCCAUCGAAGUAUAAAAUCUGUAUAAAUUUAAAGAAUAUUAAUAAACUGGUCAUACUGACUGAUGGGACUUCUAUGUCCCAUACACUAUCAGAAAAAAAUAAUAUAGUUGUGAUUUUAGUCUGUUAUCAUUAUCAAAAUUAUCAUUUCGUUUUUCGAUUUUUCGAUUCCACAUGUCAAGCUGUGUUCCUGUGUUUUUCAUUUUUUUGAAAGGAUUGUAAUAUAGAAAAUGAAUUCAAUACAGAUUGAAGAAAUUGAGAGAUACUUGGAGGAAAUUCCUGACGAUGGUGAUAUUGUUUCAGAGUUUGAAGAUUCUGAUUUAGAUGAAUCUGAUAUUAUUCAUCCUCUGGAUCCACUGGAUAAAGUAGAAAAUGUUGAAGAAUUUGAUAUACAAAACUUAGAUGUUGUAUUUGAUAACAACCUACCCACUGCUGAUGGUAACUCCAAUAAAGAUAUUGAAUUGUCGUCAGAUGAAGAAUAUGUUCCUAAGAAAACUCAAAAUAAGGGUAAAAAAAAAGGAACUAAAAAAAGUAAAAAGAUAGUGACCAAGCCUAAAUCGAAGAAUACAGUUAGAACUUUAGAUGACGUUGAGGCUGAGGAGGAAGAUCAGACCGACAAUUUACGACCUAGAAUUUGGCUAAGAAAGACAGAUAUUGAUACUGUUAGACCAGAAUAUUGUAGACCUGAAGGAGUAAAUUUGUUUGAAUUUAGUAGAUGCAACACCCCUACAGAUGUAUUUAUGGUAUUUGUUGAAACAAUUUUGAAUGAUUUGGUUUAUCAGACAAACUUAUAUGGCACACAAAAAAAUAAAACACUUAGAAUACAGAGAGAAGAUAUGCUGGUAUUCUUAGGUAUUAACUUUUUGAUGGGAUAUAACCGUUUACCGUCAUAUAAAGACUAUUGGAGUACAUCAGAUGAUCUUGGAGUUAAACUUGUGUCAAAUGCUAUGUCUAGAGAUAUGUUUGAAAAAAUUCUCAUUCAUCUACACUGUAAUGACAAUACACUAUUGCCUAUAAACAACAAAGAUAAGUUAUUCAAAUUAAGACCAAUAAUAGAUAAGCUUAAUGAAUCUUUCAAACGUAACUAUUUUGGUACUAGACAAGUUAGUGUUGAUGAAAGUAUGGUGAAAUUUAAGGGUAGGUCAACAUUGAAGCAGUAUAAUCCGAUGAAACCAGUAAAGAGAGGUUACAAAAUUUGGAGCCUAGCAGAUCAAAAAGGAUACAUGUUAGCUUUCAAAAUUUAUCAAGGUAAAGAAGAAAUUGUAAAUCACGAGUUUGACAAAUAUGGACUGGGUGAACGAGUGGUUUUGGAACUUACCAAAUCAAUUUGGAACGAACAACGAGAAAUAUACUUUGAUAAUUAUUUUUCUUCACUACCUUUAGUGCAGAAACUAAAACUAGAGAACACUCUAGCUUGCGGAACAAUAAGGACAAACAGAAAAGGGUUACCUACAGAGAUGUGUACAGACAAAAAAAUGAAAAGAGGCGAACACGAUAAAAAGUUUUUACCAGAUGGGAUUUCAUUUUUUAAGUGGAUGGAUAAUAAGGCCGUCAACUUUAUAUCUAAUUUUCAUGGUUCUGAAGUUACAUCUGUAAACAGAAAAGAAAAGGAUGGUACUUCAGUUUCAGUAACAUGUCCAACUGUGGUCUCAGAUUAUAAUUCAUAUAUGGGUGGAGUAGACCAUGCUGACAGAUUACGUGCAUUGUAUGAUAUAGAUAGGAAAUCUCGCAAGUGGUGGCACAGAUUGUUUUUUGGUUUGAUCGAUAUUAUGUUUGUAAAUUCUUAUGUAGUUUAUUGUACCUUAUUUGAGAAAAUUCCAGUGUUGGAAUACAGAAGAGCUGUUGUACGAGGUUUGCUAACCAAACAAUUACCACAGAAAAAAAAAUCACCAGCUCAAAUCCAAAAAAAUUUAAAAAGAAGAAAAUCAGCUUAUUCUAUGCCAAGAGACGUCCGCACUGGAAAUCUAGGUAUCCAUCAUCCAACAUUCGUAACACAACGGGGAAGAUGUGAAGUAUGCAGCAAUAAAGGUAUUGAGUCAAGACCACAUUCAAAAUGCUCGUAUUGCAAGGUCCAUCUAUGUGUCAAUGAAAAAAAAAACUGCUUUUCUGAGUAUCAUGAAUUAUAAAAAAACAUCUUAAGUAUAUAAAAAAAGUAAUAUUUUCUCUAAAUUGUAAUCGUUUGUAUUUUUUAAAAAUUAAAAUAAAAAAAUCCUUAGGAAAACGUGUUUUUUUUGUAUUGUUUAUAUGUAUAAGAAAAGUGACCUAAAUGCCUGACGGGACUUAUAAGUCCAGACCGUAAAGGACUGACGGGACUUUUGAGUCCCAGGAUAAAAUAAGGAUCAAGGAUCAAAAAUAAUGGAUUUUUUUGUUCAUACCCUAUCUUAGAUAUAGGAAAAAAAUCGAAAUUCACAAAAAAAUUUUUAUAUUUUUAAUGUUUUUAAGCUAUCGUCCAGAAAGGGUUAAAAUAGGUUACAUUUUCUGUGCUAAAAAACCAGGAGAGCCAUUUCUUUUUUUUUUAAAGUUUUCCAAUGAAAGAGGCCAAUUUUUUCCCACCGCCAGACCAAUCGUAAAAAAAAAAGUUUCUCGUCUUAACUAUAUAAUUGUUAAUAUUAUAAACAUACUUAGCUUUCAUACAUAACAUAUAAAUUAAUAAAUUAAUUAUAAAAUAUUCAAAUUGUAGGUAGGGUUUAUAAAAUAUACAAAUUUUAAUGAUAAUAUCUUAUCAUUUAGCUUUUAUUAUUUUUAAAUUUUUGAGCGCUUAAAUUUGAUUAAUUGUUUUUAAUUAAUUAAUUGAAAUUAGGAUAUCAAACAAAAGGGAAAAUAUACAGUUUAAGAUUGGCAAACUGAAGGCCAAGGCUUAAGUAUCAAUGACACCUAGGCCAAUUGUACAUAAAAAAAAUUUCAGGGUAUGUGUGUGUGUAUACCCUGCCACCCCUAAAUGGUGCCCCUGACAAAAAACCUGUGGGUCUUGAACUCCUGAGAACCUUGGGAACAAAUCAUUUCUUUUUAAGUAUGUAUAAUAUACAUCAUUAAUGAAAAAUUUGAAACAUCUUAUACAUUAAUUAUUAUUUUUCUAUAUCUGUCAAAAAUAUUACCUUUUUUUCUAACAUUAUUGUUUAUGUUGUUUAUAUAUGCACAAAUUACCAAUAAUUAUAAUUUGUUUAUAGAACAUAAGUUUAUAACUAUUAUUAAAUGUAAACAGGAGCAUGUUUAAAAAUUGCUAUGUGUACAUGACAUUAGUUGGACAGAUUUAUCAAUUACCACAACCCUGUUGUGAAAAAUAAAAUAUCCUUUUGCACUACUUCCUAAUAGAAAUCAUAUAAAUAUUACAUUUAGUUAAAUAAUUAAAAAAAAAUAAUAAUGUACUACUGAAUAUAAUUUUAGAAUAUACUAUACAGUAAAACUUACGUUAACGGUCACCUCUAUGUAACGGUAAAUUUUUUUGGUCCCGUCGAGUGUUAUCCUAGUGUUAUCCUACCUCUGAAGGACGGGCACCUCUAAAUAGCGGUCAUUAUUUACAGUCCUUUCGGUGACCGUUAUAUGAAAGUUUACUGUAUAUAAAAUAAUAUAAAACCACUGGAGUUUCAUUAUCAAUAAACAAGUUUAAAAACAAUUGCUUAAAAUACAGUAAUCAAAUUUAACCCUGUUAAAUUGAAAGG
Molecule: messenger RNA, 3809 nt
Organism: Metopolophium dirhodum (rose-grain aphid)
Lineage: Eukaryota; Metazoa; Arthropoda; Insecta; Hemiptera; Aphididae
Product: piggyBac transposable element-derived protein 3-like
Exons: 5
Coding region: 381-2276 (631 amino acids)
Source: RefSeq, a predicted model, not a curated record